Dracunculus medinensis (Guinea worm) is the source of this 1455-nucleotide messenger RNA. NCBI's taxonomy places the organism in Eukaryota, Metazoa, Nematoda, Chromadorea, Rhabditida, Dracunculidae. The record is from the annotation of a GenBank genome assembly.
CAAGGGCAUAGGCCACAUUUGCCGUCAUUAAUACCGUCCCCACCACUAUUGAGUACAGAAUGUGCAGGUGUUACAGUGCAAAUACAUCCAAUUUGGCCAGAAAUGCCUCAAGGGCAAGGAGAAUUGUUUUUCGAAUGUACGCUGUUUUUAUACUCUGUACUGGCACUUUUUCUACAGUAUCUCAACUUGUAUAAAACACUUUGGUGGCUGCCGAAAUCGUAUUGGCAUUAUUCAUUGAAAUUUCAUUUGAUCAAUCCUUAUUUGCUUUCUUGUGUCGGUUUACUUCUUGGUUUAAGAGUUACGAAAUGCUUUUGGAACACAAUCACUGAAUUCGUAUCUACAAGCUCACUUGGCGUAACAGGGAUACAGUUGGUUGUUUGGAAAAUAGUAGAAUGGGGAAUCGUUAAAACCCCCAUGUUUUUUAUGGUCGCUUCAUCGUUUUUAUUCAGUUUCUCGCGUGUAUACCAUGAUUUUCCAUUCAAAUCCCUUUUAUAUUUUGGACAUCCUUUCUUGUUUUUUGUGCUUUUAUAUUUCCAAGAUAUUGUCUAUAAAUUGCAACGAAUGGUAUCAGUUGUUUAUUUCGUUGUAACUGGUGGUGAUAUAGUCCAGAGCGCCACGGCACCAUCACUUUAUCCAUCUAUCCAAGUACCGCCGUCGCUGGUAGAUGUGGAAGAUGUGGUUCAUAUGUGCAGUUCAAAUUCAGCUCAAAUUCGUGAAGAAGUGGGAAUUUUAAUCAGAGAUUUUAAUCUGCGCAUAAAGCAUUGUUUAUUCUCUGGUUUAUCCACUGCUUACCUUUCAAUAUGUGUGCCUUGUGUCUUCACUCCCCAAAAAUCUCCAUCAGGAAUUCCGCAACAGAUGUGGAUCGAUGGUGUUUGGGUUUGCGAAUUAUUCAUUGUUGUCUUUCUGACUUCUUUUUCACUUUAUGUUACAUAUUUGUUUCCUAUACAGUACUGUGAUUUGUUGCAUCGGAGUGCUUCUCAUCUUGGUCACUGGGAGAAAAUUGAAAAAUGUCCAGCUACAUCCACAAAUGCACUCUCUUCUAGUGCAAAUAUCUAUCCACCAACUUGGUCAGAACUAGAUGGUCUUUACGCUGAUGGUACUAUAGUUCGGCAUAAAGGAAAUUUCUAUCGAGCCUAUGCAACAUCGGGCACAAGUGGUGUUGCUGCCGAACCAGGAGAAAUAGAUCAUUGUCGUUUCUAUAGAAUGGCAAUCGAUCCUGUUACAAUCGUUAACGGAAUGUGCAUUUUUCAAAUAUUUCUCAUCAUAAUGCAGUUUUGGAUGCUUGUGCUUACCACUGAUUGGCAACAUAUUGUCACUCUGGUUUUAUUGAUGUUCGCUAAUUAUUUAUUAUUGGCUAAAGUUUUCAAGGAUCGAGUCGUAAUUGGAAGGAUUUAUAAUCCAUCUCCAGAAGAUUUGCAUUUAAUUAAACAGAUGCGACAGGAUACGCAAUUAUGA